This is a messenger RNA of Rubroshorea leprosula, 1730 nucleotides long. NCBI's taxonomy places the organism in Eukaryota, Viridiplantae, Streptophyta, Magnoliopsida, Malvales, Dipterocarpaceae. The record is from the annotation of a GenBank genome assembly.
AAGAAUUUCGAAAACCCUAUCCGCAGCAAAACCCUCCACCCAUCUUCGCUUCAACCUCUCUUCGCUUCAACCUCACUCUGCCACUUCUUGACGCGAAACGAACUGCCAUUGUUUUUGGUUGGAGAGUGAAAAAGAUGAGAGCCUGCAAUACCCUAAUCCGCACAUCUCAAUAUAAACUCCCUUUCUGCGCUAAACCUUUUUCUCCUUUCCCCCUUCGUCCCCCCUCUUCAGUUCAUUUAUGGACGAGAAUUAGUCCCUACAGAAUGCGCGGAAGACCCUUUACUUCACCGCCGGAAGCCAUCCCUCUAGAAGACCAACCCCCGGAAAAUUCUACCAAAGAUACGGUAGAGCACCUGCUGACCCACCAAGAUGAAGUGGUAAGAUUGAUGAAAAUGGAGCGCAGGUCGACCAUGUCAGAAACCCAUAACCGGUGGUUCCCUUACUUGGAUAGGUUAAGGUGUGGGAGCCAGUACCUGAGCAGUGAGGAAGUGCUGGAGGCAGUGGCCCCAAUCAUGAUGGAGGAGAGGAAGCAGAGGUUGAAAAGAGUGGUGAUGAGCCGGAGCUACUCCGUGUGCUUGGUGGUGGAGGGUUUGAGUGAUUUUGGAAAUGUUUCAGCUGCUUUCAGGUCUGCUGAUGCACUUGGGCUGCAGUCUGUUCAUGUGGUAUCAUGUGACAGCUCGAAAAGGUGAUACAGAGAUAACCGUCAUGUUAGCAUGGGUGCAGAGAAAUGGCUGGACAUAGAACUUUGGAACUCACCUAAAGAUUGCUUUGAUGUCCUAAAAUCACGUGGCUAUCGAAUAGCCACAACUCAUGUUGGAAUGGAUGCAGUAUUCAUCAAUUCUCCCUAUCAUUUGUGCUUCUUAUUAAAAAGUCAUUUUUAGGAUAAAGUAGGAUCUUUUUCCUUGUUUGCCUGAAUGAAUCCAUUUUUCUAAGCUCAAAUUUGGAACAGCUACUGAUACAUAAGAGUUAAAUAAAUGGAGUGUCCGGUACUGGUGAUUCCAAUAGUUGUUUGUCUGCUAGACAUAAUGCUAACUUAUUUGGUGUUAUUUCUAGGUAUCCAUAUAUGAUAUGGACUGGUCUUGCCCCACUGCAAUUGUAGUUGGGAAUGAGAAUAGGUAAUUAAAUAUGUAAAACACUAACAUUUACCUACAAGUCAUGGAUGCUAGCAUGAUGGGGAAUUAUUAUCCCUCAGAUGUUCAGUGGUGGUUAAGGUUGGUGAGGAUUUGAUUGCAGGGGCAUUAGUGAUGAGGCCCUGGAACUGUCAGAUUUGCACUGUAGUAUUCCAAUGAAUGGCAUGGUGGAUUCUUUUAAUGUUUCCGUUGCUGCAGGCAUCCUUAUGCACCAUGCCGUUUGUGACAGAACUUCUCGCCUGGUAAUUUGAAUGGUCUUACUUAAUCUUGUGUUGUCAUUCUCAUGCACCAUGCCUUUGGUUAUCUCCUGCUAAUUGUUAGUAUUGUGUUUAUUCCAAGAUUGUGUGAUUAAUUGGGAAGAGACAAGACAACUCUGCUUUACCUAUGACCUUAUGGCUUCAUUUUAAUUGGAAACAACUUUUACCUUUAGAAUUUGUUACCGUGCAAGAAACAAAUUUCAGCUUGGAUGUGCAUGAGAAACCAAAAUUGACUUCUCUUUUGUAUUUCUUCUUAUCAAUUUCAUGUAUCUACAAAAGCAUAAUCUUGUAGGUUAAUUUUUUAAUCUUAAGAAUGCUAGUUUGGCCAGUCGAGUUACCUUUA